Messenger RNA from Cucurbita moschata (crookneck pumpkin), 768 nucleotides. RefSeq lists its product as uncharacterized. Lineage: Eukaryota; Viridiplantae; Streptophyta; Magnoliopsida; Cucurbitales; Cucurbitaceae. The transcript is spliced from 2 exons. Bases 199 to 711 code for a protein of 170 amino acids. The record is from RefSeq and is a predicted model, not a curated record. Gene Ontology annotation, molecular function: acyltransferase activity, transferring groups other than amino-acyl groups.
CCGGAGAGUAAUUUCCAUGGCUGUGAGGUUUUUGGUUGCUGUGCUGGGGAUUUCAGUGGGGAGUUAUAUAGAGAGGUGAAAUGGAGGAAGAAGGUUUAUAGCCGCCAUAGCUGACCAAAUGAGAAAUUUGAGCGAUGGACAAACAAUUUUUUUUUUUUUUUUUUUUUUAUCUCCAAUGCCUUCAACCACAAUUGUCCAAUGAACUCGUCGACAAUCUCCGUCCGCCCGUUCAAUCUCUCCGACGCCGACGACUUUCUCAGGUGGGCCGGCGAUGACAGAGUAACCCGCUAUCUCCGAUGGAACACAAUAACCUCCAAAGAAGAAGCAUUAACUUACCUAGAGAAGGUCGCGAUCCCCCAUCCAUGGCGGCGGUCCAUUUGCCUGAACGGCCAUUCCGUCGGGUACGUUUCGGUCAAGCCGGAAUCAGAGGAGAAAUGCAGAACGAAUAUCAGUUAUGCGGUGGCUGCAGAGCACUGGGGAAGAGGGAUAGCCACGGCAGCACUGAGGGCGGCAAUUCCGGCGGCGCUGAUAGAUUUCCCGGAGGUGGUUAGGAUUCAGGCGCUGGUGGAGGUGGAGAAUGAGGGAUCACAGAGGGUUUUGGAAAAAUUGGGGUUUUGCAGAGAGGGGCUGUUGAGGAAAUACGGAUUUUGUAAGGGCGAAAUUCGGAAUUUUAUUGUUUUCAGUUUUUUAAGAACUGAUCAACUCGUGUGAUCAACUUAGUGAAAAUAUAAACUAAAAUAAAAUUUAGAAGCGAACUUAAUAUUUCAA